AUAAAUAAAAGCGCCUUUUAGACGAAAAGGACUGGAAACUUCCAUUCACACAGCCGAAGAGCUGCCUGCGAGAAGCGCUUCAUCUAAGAGAAGUCACUUACAGAUAUCUACACAGUUACCUCUUUUAAGUGCACAAGAUUCUGCAGCCAUGUCUGUGAACAUUCAGAUCAACAGCCCUAAUGUGAGGUACACAGAUGCACACAUUGUGGCGCAGUAUCACUACCAGACCACGUCAGCGCACAGAGAGGGCAACAACAUAACGUUGACCCCCCGGACCACUGAGAUGACGUUUCGCACAGAGCGGCGUGUGCCCCGCCUGGGUGUGAUGCUGGUGGGCUGGGGAGGCAACAAUGGGACGACAGUCACAGCAGCCGUACUAGCCAACAAGCUGGGUCUCACCUGGAGAACCAAGAAUGGAGUGAAGAAAGCAAACUACUUCGGCUCCCUCCUGCAGAGUUCUACUGUUUGUGUUGGAUCAGGGCCCGAGGGCGAAGUCAGCGUGCCCUUUCGUGACCUUCUACCCAUGGUGCACCCUAAUGAUAUUGUCUUUGACGGCUGGGAUAUCUCCUCAAUGGAUCUUGGCAGUGCGAUGGAGAGAGCUCAGGUACUUGACUGGUCAUUACAAGAGCAGCUGCGGCCAUAUAUGAGCCGCAUGAAACCCAGACCGUCCAUCUAUAUCCCAGAAUUCAUUGCUGCAAACCAAGAGAAUCGGGCAGACAACGUCCUCACCGGGACCAUGGCAGGGCAGGUGGAGCAGAUCAGAGCUGACAUAAGGGAUUUCCGUCAGUCGAGCGGUGUGGACAAAGUCAUUGUUCUGUGGACCGCCAACACUGAGCGCUUCUGUGAUAUCAUACCGGGGGUCAAUGACAGCGCAAAGAACCUGCUAACUACAAUCCAGGCUGGACACGAGGUUUCUCCAUCCACUCUGUUUGCAGUGGCCAGCAUACUGGAGGACUGUGCCUUCAUCAACGGCUCCCCACAGAACACGUUUGUACCAGGAGCCAUAGAGCUGGCUGUGCAGAAAGGGGUGUUCAUUGGAGGAGACGACUUCAAAUCCGGUCAGACCAAGAUCAAGUCUGUGCUGGUGGACUUUCUGGUCAGCUCAGGUAUCAAGCCGGCCUCCAUUGUCAGCUACAAUCACCUCGGCAACAACGAUGGCAAGAACCUGUCUGCUCCGGAGCAGUUCCGCUCCAAAGAGAUCUCCAAGAGCAACGUGGUGGAUGACAUG
Molecule: messenger RNA, 1228 nt
Organism: Micropterus salmoides (largemouth bass)
Lineage: Eukaryota; Metazoa; Chordata; Actinopteri; Centrarchiformes; Centrarchidae
Product: inositol-3-phosphate synthase 1-A-like
Exons: 8
Biological process (GO): inositol biosynthetic process; phospholipid biosynthetic process
Cellular component (GO): cytoplasm
Molecular function (GO): inositol-3-phosphate synthase activity
Source: RefSeq, a predicted model, not a curated record